AGAUUCCUAUCCCACUCAACAACAACAUCUUAGAAAGCUAACGUUAGUAAGGAGGAAGCUAUCUACCAUAGAAGGCGGUACAUUUAGCGACUUAACAAAGUGUAACUUUUUCGUUCGCAAACCACAUUUAGCUAUUUCAAAAAUAUUUGCUAGUUAUAGUUGCUGAUUGUCGUCGCGCGAGAGUCGAGAAAGGAGAAGGCGGAGCGUAACAGAGGGCUACUACGGAAUGAAUCGAGUGUCAGCUGAUGGAGGUUAGGUUGACGCUCGUCCAUUGAGAAAAGAAAACGACUGUUUUAGAUUAGUGUAUCGAAAUUAUAUAUUUUGGUAGAAAAUAUCAACUAGAAGAAUGCCAUCUCUUUUAUUCUGCGGUCCGAAAAUGGCCGCCUGUGGAAUAGUGAUCAGCAUAUGGGGAGUCAUCAUGUUGGUGAUGUUGGGGAUCUUCUUCAGUGCAAAGUCUGCUGUGCUGAUUGAGGAUGUGCCCUUCACUGAGGAGGACAUCCGCAAUGAUAAGAACCCACCGGGAACCAUCUAUGGACUCUAUAACCAGGUGGGCAUCAACUGCUUCAUUGCAGCAGCCAUCUAUGUUGCAGUGGGGGCGGUGUCACUCUGCCAGGUCAGACUCAACAAGAGGCAGGAGUACAUGGUGACAUAAAUUCCCCUGAAGCAUCAGAAGAUUAUAAACACACUAAUUUAAGUUCUCAAGGGAAGCAACCUUAUAAAAAGCUAUGUGUAUAGUAAAACAUUGAACAUAAGUCCUUUCUGUUAUGCUAUUGAUUGAAAUGUUAUCAUUCUUUGUAUUUGCAUACAACUAUUUAUUGAAUUGACCUAAACUGUAACCCAUCAAUGCUAACUGACAAUAUUGAUAAUGAUCAAUAAAAAUUGAAGUCUUGUUCCCCUCAUAGACCAAACAUUACAUUUAUGCUAGAUAACUCACCACAAAUUCCUAGAUGCAACUCAACAGAUCACUACAGUUACAGAAAUACGUAAUUAUCAGCCUGAAUUGACAGCAAAUUGAUAGAUGGUCAAUGUCUGUCAGGCAAAUCAAGAGAUAUGUCAAAAAUUGUUAAAUACAUUUUGUGUUUGUGUUUAUUUAUUUGCUGUUGUGAAUUGUAUGCUGUAAAAAUAUAGGGUCUGGGAUCAGUCCAUAUCGCGGAAGAUUAAUGUUAAAAUGUAAAGGCAAUUUCCGAUUGAGCCGACAUGCAGCGUUUUGAGGAGAUGGGAAACUCCAUUUGAAUCGUAUUAACGGCCAUUGUAUACGUUGCCCAUGCGUCGUCAAUGGGCUGUGCAGUGCAUUCUAUGCAAUUUUGGCACAAUAGGCCCUAUUCUCUAAGAUAUGAAUGGGAGUCAAUUGGGUGCUAGCUCAUCCCAAAAUUUGCAUAAAUGUUGUGAACAAGAAGUACAACAUUACACAUCUUUCAGAGAUGUGAGAUAAUUAACUUGUUCUAGGCUCCCGUGGCGUAGCGAUCUAAGGCACUGUAUCUCAGUGCAAGAGGCAUCACUACAGUCCCUGGUUCGAAUCCAGGCUGUAUCACAGCCGGCGAUGAUUGGGAGUACCAUAGCUGGGCACAAUUGGCCCAGCGUCGUCCGUCAUUGUAAAUUAAAAUUUGUUCUUAACUGACUUGCCUAGUUAAAUAAAAUAAAAAUACAUUCUCUGUAAUAUCUUAUUUGGAAUCGUGCCAUUACAUACUUUCUAGGAAAAAAGGCCGGUUUCUCAACUCAUGCCGCAUUCAAAACAACUGGGAACUCAGAAAUCUCAGACUUCAAGACAACUGGGAACUAGGGGGAAAAAAUAAGCUCCAACAGUGAAAAAUGCUUUUGAUUGGUCAUCCAACUGGAAUUCCAAGUCGGAAACACAGGCAUCUUUCUUGAUCACCGAAUUUCCGACCUGAAAAUCACUGGUGUCUUGAUUUGACCGAGUUCCCAGUUGUCUUGAAAGCACCUACAUACCCUGACUUUGAGAAGGGAUUGCGUGAUGAUUAGUUUAGCAACCGCUGGCUGCAUCGUUUCUCAAUUCAUUGCCCAAUGGGAUUCCUAUCUCCUCCUUUCUCUAAUAUCUCAGGCAGCUGUGAAUAGCCUCUGCGAACAGUCCUUGCUUGCUGGGAUCCUUGGGAUGUCACCCCAUUGAAGUUUACAUUUUAAAUGGUUAGGGUUUAAGGUAGGGACUUCCCAAACAUUUCAAUCGAGCUAUAACGUGGAACUGCCGCAAUACGGAUCGACUCCAGCCCUAACUGUAAUAGUUAUUUGUAUUAGUUAAAUCUGCUAUAGUAAUUCCUCAGAAAAGGAAUGGUGUAUAAAAUGUGUAGGAUGGUGUAUAAAAAUAUGCAUUUAUUUAAUGUGUUUAUUGUAUUUUCCCCGGCCUCGCUAUUCUCCGGAGUGUAAUGAUGUGAAAGGAUCUAUAAAUGGUACUUUAUGUGAAGGACUUCAAUCUCUUGUCGAUGUUCCCUGCAAUAAACUGGAAGUAUAAAUUAAA
Messenger RNA from Oncorhynchus gorbuscha (pink salmon), 2470 nucleotides. RefSeq names its product ribonuclease kappa-B. The record is from RefSeq and is a predicted model, not a curated record. The transcript is spliced from 3 exons. Bases 347 to 652 code for a protein of 101 amino acids. Gene Ontology annotation, molecular function: RNA endonuclease activity. NCBI's taxonomy places the organism in Eukaryota, Metazoa, Chordata, Actinopteri, Salmoniformes, Salmonidae.